This is a messenger RNA of Manacus vitellinus (golden-collared manakin), 3331 nucleotides long. RefSeq names its product nuclear receptor subfamily 1 group H member 3 (gene NR1H3). Bases 314 to 1546 code for a protein of 410 amino acids. The record is from RefSeq and is a predicted model, not a curated record. The transcript is spliced from 8 exons. Gene Ontology annotation, molecular function: RNA polymerase II cis-regulatory region sequence-specific DNA binding; zinc ion binding; nuclear receptor activity. NCBI's taxonomy places the organism in Eukaryota, Metazoa, Chordata, Aves, Passeriformes, Pipridae. Gene Ontology annotation, biological process: cell differentiation; negative regulation of inflammatory response; positive regulation of transcription by RNA polymerase II.
AUGUGCUAAUCUUGUACCUUUUACCACAGUUUGCUCAAAUACUGUGUUUCAAGAUAAAACAAAGCUAAUUAAGGAAAUGAAAUCUUGAAGCUUGCUCGUGGUGCAGCCCUUAAUAGAUUUUGGAAAUUAAUAUCUCAAUAGUUGAACUCUUACCUCUUUUGCAUCUGUUUGUUUUUUCCACAGGUACUUCCUUUCUGACUUUGAGUAGCAGAGAAAAACUAAAGACCUUGAAGAAAGACACCUACAGCCCCUUGCUUGGCAGAAACAAUGCUGCAGCGAUGAGAUUACAGUGAGCCCUUCCUGUGUGGCCUCCAUGGGUCCCACUCAACUCAGCACACAGGAUCAUGGGAAGAGGGUGGCAAGUGUAUUUGAGAUGGAGGAGGAAGGGCUUUCGCUCUUCCCUGGCUCAGAGAACCCCCCUGAGCAUGCAGUAGAAAAUCCCCCCUUGAAGCGGAAGAAGGGCCCAGCCCCGAAGAUGCUGGGAAACGAAGUGUGCAGCGUGUGUGGGGACAAGGCCUCUGGCUUCCACUACAACGUGCUGAGCUGUGAAGGCUGCAAGGGCUUCUUCCGCCGCAGCGUCAUCAAGGGAGCACAGUACCUCUGCAAGAACGGCGGCAAGUGCGAGAUGGACAUGUACAUGCGGCGCAAGUGCCAGGAGUGCCGGCUGCGCAAGUGCCAGGAAGCGGGCAUGAGGGAGCAGUAUGUUCUGUCUGAAGAACAGAUCCGACUGAAGAAACUGAAGAAGCAGGAAGACGAUCAGGCUCGGACAGUUGUGGUGCGUCCAAACCCUCCGAAUCCGCCAAGCCCUUCCCACAAACUAACGCCGGAACAGCUGAACAUGAUAAAAAAGCUUGUGGCCGCUCAGCAGCAGUGCAACCAGCGCUCAUUCACAGACAGGCUCAAAGUGACGCCGUGGCCCCAGAUUCCUGACCCUAAUAACCGUGAAGCGAGGCAGCAGCGUUUUGCUCACUUUACAGAACUUGCAAUUAUCUCUGUGCAAGAGAUUGUGGACUUUGCCAAGCAACUACCUGGCUUCCUGGAGCUCACCAGGGAAGAUCAGAUUGCUUUAUUGAAGACAUCUACAAUAGAGGUGAUGUUACUGGAGACAUCUCGGCGCUAUAAUCCAGAGAUUGAGAGCAUCACCUUUCUUAAGGACCUGAGCUAUAAUCGGGAUGACUUCGCCAAAGCAGGUCUGCAGUUUGAGUUCAUUAACCCCAUCUUUGAGUUCUCAAAGGGAAUGAAUGAGCUACAGCUUAACGAUGCUGAAUAUGCACUUUUAAUCGCCAUCAACAUUUUCUCUGCAGACCGACCGAAUGUGCAGGACCAGUCCUUGGUGGAGAGGCUGCAGCACACCUAUGUGGAAGCCCUUCAUUCUUACAUUUGCAUCAACAGACCAAAUGACCGCCUGAUGUUUCCACGGAUGUUAAUGAAGCUGGUCAGUCUUCGGACACUAAGCAGUGUCCACUCUGAACAGGUGUUUGCCCUUCGGCUGCAGGACAAGAAACUCCCUCCUCUGCUCUCAGAAAUCUGGGAUGUGCAUGAGUGACCGCAUGCUCCCAGAAUGCUGACGCGCUGACAUAAUGCCAUCUCCCAGCCUUUGCUAAUGAGAAGCCAGCCUCUCCUCUCCAAAGCACUGAACCCUGGGCUAGGCAUGCAGGGAGUGAUGAGCCCGGGGUUUCAAUGUUGUCGUGAGAUAUGCAGGAGGCAGCUGGGGUAGAUCAGGUGGAGGGGUUGGUUUUGAGGUAGUGCCCAUACCCCAAAGGAAUAACGUGAAACAUUUGAAAACGGUAGAAAUGAAGACCUUUCCCCCUGCCCCCCAAGUCCUCUUUCUUCAGAGUCUUUCUCUUCUCUAAGCAUAUGCUGAAGGUUUGCCCUUUGAUCCUCUUCUCACUGAUUAUGAAAAUGAAUUUGCAGGAACUUGCCAAAAGCUCUCUAUUGAGAGUAACCCAGCUCGAAAGGCUUCUGCAGGGUCCCCAGUGUACCUGGAUCUGAGGAGCUCAGGGAAGUCAGUGUGGAUGUUCUAUGGGUUUCACUGGGUUUCCUAUAAAUAAAAUCUCUUGAAUGUGCUGCCCUCUACAAUGAUUCCAAGAGAAGUAGCUUUUAUUUCUUUAUUAUGAGACUUCAUCUCUAGAACUGCCCUUUAUUCUGACCCUCCUUUGGAAAAAGGAUUCCUCUAAUAUGUAGUGCCCUUUGUCUAACAGGGAGAUUCUCUGGGUAGGGAACGUUCGUACAUCAAAAAGAUGUCAGGCAUAAAGUAGUGGACUUUUUUUUAAUAUAACGCAUCACAGUUUUAUCUCGUGGUUCUCAGACACUUCAAUUUACCUUUGAUUUGCUAACAGCUGGAAAACUUUAGUUCAAAACAAAUCAGGGCAUAGAUUUUAUCUUUAGGAGUGGAAUAGAAGAAAGAUAGGUGGGAAGGACUGGUACCUAGGUGAGGUAGGUGUGGUGGAAGGAUCUCAAAAACUUCCAAGAAUCUGAAGCAUGUGGUAUGUAUUCCAAGGUGGGUGUGAAGAUGUAUUGGCCAAGGAGAGAGGACACACUGCAUUUAGUGAAAUAUGUGGGCAUUGCAUAAGCUAUGGGCUGCACAACUCUCAGAUCAUGGGCUGCAGGAAUAUUGCGUGUAAUCAGAUCCACUUGCGUUGUCUUCCUUUUGCCAAAGUCUUUCCAAGGUUUUAGGGAUGAUAAUGGGAUAUGGAGGUCCCUCCUGUGUGAGGAGUGCCAACUGCUUUAGAAGGACACUUGGGUCUUGUAUCCUUUCUUCACUUCGGGCAUUGUGAGAUCCACACUGGAUUAUGCCCCAGGUUUUUAAGUAUCCACAUUCAUAAGUAUUCUAGAAUUUACAGCAAUAUUUUGUCUGACAGAAGAGAAAUAUACUGUUGUAAAACAUGUUCCUUACUUUCCAAGAAACAUCAUCUUAUGGCUGAUCUCAGAGAUGUAACCUUAAGUAUCCUGGUAGUUUGGUCUCAUGAGUCUUCUCUGUCAUAGGGGUCUAUGUUUGCUUGCCCAGUGAGCAUCCCAAGAGCAUAGGUUCACAUGGCUCGGGGUUUUUUUGUUUGUCUUUUUUGGUUUGUUUGUUGUUGUUUUUUUUGGCUGUGUAUCUGAGCGCUAUGCCCGUGGUGAGGGUAUCGUGUCCAUUUUGCACUUGAGGUUGGUCCCCUGCCACUGGCCUUCACUCUGCACCUUUGUAAAGCACUUGUAACAAUCUGUAAAAUAAUCUGUUGUUUUUUAUAACUCAUUGCAAUUGCAAAAAUUCUUGUUUAAAUCUGUAUUUUUAACUAAUCUGUUUGAGAAAUGUUAAUGUUUAUAUAAAAGAAUAAAGCCUAAUACAGGA